GACCGAAAGAAUCCGAAGAUGGCCGAGCUUGGACGACGCCCCGGCUGGGAAACAGUUCGUGGGUUGCCUAUCAACCGAUCCCACACCGGCCCGACCCAACACAGCCAUGCUAGGGCUUGUGUCGUACAGAUGAGACACUAACUGAAUGAUGGACUAAUCCUCAGCGUUUUGUUUUUCCGAACACUAUUAAAUCGUUCUGAGGAAAUACCGAACUGGAAUUUUUAGAUUAUCACGGUUAUUUUUGGGAUAUUACUGAAGGAGCUAGCCGACAGCUACUUUGGCUUUAACCACUGCGGCCAGGUGGAGUUUCAGUAUGCAGCUGUACUGAGGAUGCUGGCUGUCUUUGCGUUGCUCAUGAUGGCUACGAGCAGUGAAGCGGAGUUCUGCCAAGGCUUUGAUAACUGCUCUAAAUCCAAUGGCUCAAAGGACUUUUGCUUUUCGGCCCGGAUCCGCAGCACCGUGCUCCAGGGCCUGCCCUUCGGAGGAGUGCCCACCGUACUUGCCCUGGACUUCAUGUGCUUCUUGGUGCUGCUAUGUGUGUUCUCUCUUUUGAGGAAGGUGGCGUUUGAUUAUGGCCGUCUUGCAUUGGUCUCUGAUGCCGACAGCCGUAGGCGGAAUCAGCACUAUCAACGUCUGGACGAGCAGGAAUAUGUGGCCUCCGCCAUGCAGACGCCUGCUGACUCGCGAUACGAGCGUCUCACCUCUGUGUCCAGCUCGGUCGACUUUGACCAAAGGGACAACGGCUUGUGUUCCUGGCUAACCGCCAUCUUCAGGAUAAAAGAUGAUGAGAUCAGAGAGAAGUGUGGUGAGGAUUCCGUGCACUACCUCUCAUUCCAGCGGCACAUCAUUGGUCUGUUGGUAGUGGUGGGCGUGCUCUCCGUGGGCAUCAUCCUGCCCGUCAACUUCUCAGGAGACCUAUUAGAAGAUAAUGCCUACAGUUUUGGGCGAACUACAAUAGCCAACUUAAAAUCUGGUAAUAACCUGCUGUGGCUGCACACUACAUUUGCCUUCUUCUAUCUGUUACUGACUGUGUACAGCAUGAGGAGACACACAUCAAAGAUGCACUAUAAAGAGGACGACUUGGUGAAACGCACUUUAUUCAUUAACGGGAUCACAAAAUAUGCAGAAGAGAGUCAAAUAAAGCAGCAUUUUGAGAAAGCAUAUGAAAACUGCAUGGUUCUGGAUGCUCGCAUUUGUUACGACGUUGCCAGGCUUAUGUCCCUGGAGUCUGAAAGGAAAAAGGCAGAACGCAGCAAAAAGUUCUACACAGACCUGAUGGCCAAGGAACACAUGGCCACUAUGAUUAACCCUAAACCCUGCGGCCACCUCUGCUGCUGCAUCAUCGCGGGCUGUGAGCAGGAAGAGGCUGUGAACUACUACACUAAGCUUGAGGCCAAACUGAAGGAAGAAUACAGAAAAGAACGAGAAAAAGUCAACACUAAACCUCUGGGAAUGGCUUUUGUUACCUUCCAGAAUGAAGCAAUGACAGCCCUCAUCCUGAAAGAUUUUAAUGCGUGUCAGUGUCAGGGCUGUCACUGUCGACGAGAGCCAAAGUGCUCCCCCUUCAGCAGCCUCCUCAACACAAACAACUGGACAGUCACAUACGCUCCAGAUCCACAGAAUGUUUACUGGGAGCAUUUGUCCAUCGGUGGCCUCAACUGGUGGCUCCGCUGCUUUGUCAUCAACUGCUUUCUCUUCAUCUUGCUCUUCUUCCUCACCACCCCUGCCAUCAUCAUCUCCACCAUGGACAAGUUCAACGUCACCAAACCCGUGGAGUACCUGAACAACCCCAUCGUCACUCAGUUCUUCCCCACCCUGCUGUUGUGGUGCUUCUCGGCCCUUCUUCCCACCAUCGUCUACUACUCCGCCUUCUUUGAGGCCCACUGGACACGAUCUGUAGAGAACAGAACCACCAUGCACAAAUGCUACACCUUCCUCAUCUUUAUGGUUCUGCUGCUGCCAUCUCUGGGACUGAGCAGUUUGGAUGUUUUCUUCCGCUGGCUCUUUGACAAGAAAUUCCUGGACGAGGCAAAAGUCAGAUUCGAGUGUGUCUUCCUUCCAGAUAAUGGCGCUUUCUUUGUGAACUAUGUCACUGCGUCUGCCUUCAUUGGUAAUGCCAUGGACCUGUUACGCAUUCCUUAUUUCCUUAUGUACAUGAUCCGGCUGUGUCUGGCACGUUCAGCUGCCGAGAGGCGCAACGUGAAGAAGCAUCAAGCUUAUGAGUUCCAGUUUGGAGCUGCUUACGCCUGGAUGAUGAACGUCUUUACUGUGGUCAUGACCUACAGCAUCACCUGUCCAAUUAUUGUACCAUUUGGACUGAUGUACAUGCUACUGAAGCACCUGGUGGACAGGUAUAACAUGUAUUAUGCCUACCUGCCCUCCAAACUGGAUAAGAAAAUCCACUCUGGAGCUGUCAACCAGGUGGUGGCAGCACCCAUCCUCUGCCUUUUCUGGCUGCUCUUCUUCUCUACUGUCCGUACAGGUUUUGUUGCUCCAACAUCAAUGUUUACCUUUGUGGUUCUGAUCAUCACCAUCAUCAUAUGCCUCUCCCACGUCGUCUUCGGUCAUUUCAAAUACCUCAGUGCGCACAAUUACAAGAUCGACAUGGACAGUGUGGACAAUGGACGACCACGGCAUUCAUCUCCACCUGUCAAGUCUGUGACGUACGUCGCCCAAGUGCUACAGGACCCGAACACAGACGAGACGGGAAGUGGCGAGGACGAGGGGCAGGGGUCUUCGCAGGAUGAGGAGGUGGUGAACGAGGGUGAUUUCCAAUCAGGAGAGGACAGACUUAUUGAGAACGAGGUGCACCAGUGACCCAGGCCGGGCCACGUCAUGUGCUGAACUUCAACAUGACCAAACGGAGAUCCACUGCACCUCACUACACGCACUGAGCUUGUGAAUCCAUCACAGCUUACAGCUAUAACACUCAUUUAUCACUGAGGCUUGGAGACAGGAUGGCCAAUUGUCAAGAAUAUGGAGUGGCUUGUGAUUGUACUCCAACUAUUAGAAACUGAGUUUCAUAAUUCUUCUAUUCAACGUUUCUUGCCGUUAAAAGCGCAUGUCUAGUAAAUAAGACCAAAACAAUUCAAAUUUAUUGAAUAUGACGAAGUAAAACCGCUAUAGUGCUAUCUCAGGUGGGCAGGAAAAUUGUAUAUGAGGGUGGAUAUCACAAAGACGCAUAAAGGUCAGAUUUCACCUCCAAAUCUUUUGCAUAAAGAAAAGAUUUCUUAGGAAAUGAGUUACAUAGGAUAACAGUUUAGGAUAAUAGAUAUCUAUGGUAACCGAUAUGGUAUGAUUUAACCAAUCAGAAUCAAGUAUUUCAGACAGUCAUGUGAUCAUUUACAAUAUUUUUUUUUUAUGAGCUUUAGCAACAUCUGUAGUACGCAGAAAUACCAUCACAGAUAAUUUAUCAAAUUUUGUGAGAAAUCAUACAUAUUAGAAAUGCUUGUGGAAUAAACAUCAGUAAUAAUGGCACACAGUUAAUCUGAAUGUUUCUGAAAGUUUAGUAACAAAAUGUUACUUUCUUCAUCCCAGCUGAAAUGGCACUAUAGCACAAUAUUUUUGGAGAUGAGCAAAUUAAUUCACGCAACUUUUAUUCUUCUUUACCAAAGCGAAUGUGCUGUAUUUAACAUAGAUUAUUACAAGUCCCUCUUGUAUAAGUAAUUGUUGGAAAACACUGCAUCGAAAAACUCACUCCAGCCUGCUGAAUUAACCGAUGGUGAGGAAAAGAGCCGCCGAACACUAAUCGUCUCACCAUAUACUUGAACUGGAAAAGCUACUUUUAGACUGUCUGACAGACUCGAGUCAAAUCACCUUCCCUGGAGCUACUCUCCUGUCCACCCUUACGUCUUCUGCACAUCCAGUGUUUAAAUGUAAACCUACGCAUUGCUAAAGCAUACUUGCGCUAUGCGUAGUGUGACGCUACUUUCUAAAUCGGGCAUCAAAUGGACCAGUUUUAAAUUGUGUUGCUCUACUGUGGAAUGUUCUGUCAAUAACUGAUACUGUAGCAAAAAGAACUUAAACGCACAGCAGAUUCCCUAUGUGGGCCUAAAAGGUGGAAUUUGUGAAUGUGAAUAAUAUAUUUUUCUUUUUUGUUAUGCAUGGGUAUGAAAUAAUGGUUCCAUUAAUUUUUUUUUCUUUUUAUUGCCA
Molecule: messenger RNA, 4152 nt
Organism: Cyprinus carpio (common carp)
Lineage: Eukaryota; Metazoa; Chordata; Actinopteri; Cypriniformes; Cyprinidae
Product: mechanosensitive cation channel TMEM63B-like
Cellular component (GO): plasma membrane
Molecular function (GO): calcium-activated cation channel activity; nucleic acid binding
Source: RefSeq, a predicted model, not a curated record